AUGGCGGAGGAAUCGAUUACUACCACUCUCACUACGCCGCCGGAAAAGCAACCAUCUCCGGAAGAAUCGAAUUCUACUCAACAAGUCUUGGCGAGAGAGACGGAGAAAGCGACUGAGACUGAUCCGUCGGAAGCGCCGGAAAAAGAAGUAACUCCGGAAGAGCAUCAACAGCCAAAGGUGACGGAAACGGAAACAGCUUCGACGGAGAAAAAAGAGCUCGAGCUCGGAGACGGAGACGACGACAAGUCUCAAAAAUCAGCUGCCGAGGAAGAGAACAAGAGAAUUCCGAAGAAUCUUGGUUCGUUCAAAGAAGAAAGCAGCAAGCUCUCCGAUCUAUCCGAUUCCGAGAAGAAAUCUCUCGAUGAGCUUAAGCAUCUCGUGCGAGACGCUCUCGACAACCACCAAUUCAGCACAACCACACCGGAAGAAGAAGUCACGAUCUGGGGAGUCCCAUUGCUCAAAGACGACAGAAGCGAUGUCGUUUUGCUCAAGUUCCUAAGAGCCAGAGACUUCAAGGUGAAAGACUCGCUGGCGAUGCUCAAGAACACGAUCAAAUGGAGAAAGGAGUUCAAGAUCGACGAACUAGUCGAAGAAGAGCUCGUGGAUGAUCUCGACAAGGUCGUGUUCAUGCACGGACACGACCGAGAAGGACACCCGGUUUGCUACAACGUCUACGGUGAGUUCCAGAACAAGGAGCUUUACAACAAGACGUUCUCCGAUGAGGACAAGAGGAAACAUUUCUUGCGGACGAGGAUUCAGUUCUUGGAGAGGAGUAUAAGGAAGCUAGAUUUCAACUCCGGUGGUGUCUCCACCAUUUUUCAGAUCAACGACAUGAAGAACUCUCCCGGAUUGGGGAAGAAAGAGCUUAGAUCGGCCACCAAGCAAGCCGUUGAGUUGCUUCAAGACAAUUACCCUGAGUUUGUCUUCAAACAGGCAUUCAUCAAUGUUCCAUGGUGGUAUCUUGUGUUUUACACUGUGAUUGGUCCGUUCAUGACACCAAGAUCAAAGAGCAAGCUUGUGUUUGCUGGUCCAUCAAAAUCAGCCGAGACUCUUUUCAAGUACAUUUCACCUGAACAAGUCCCUGUACAGUACGGAGGAUUGAGUGUUGAUCCUUGUGACUGUAAUCCAGACUUCUCAUUGGAUGAUCAAGCCUCUGAGGUCACUGUUAAGCCAGGAACUAAGCAGACUGUUGAGAUCAUUAUCUAUGAGAAAUGUGAGAUUGUGUGGGAGAUAAGGGUGAUUGGAUGGGAAGUGAGCUACAAGGCAGAGUUUGUGCCGGAAGAGAAAGAUGCUUAUACGGUGGUUAUACAGAAACCGAGGAAGAUGAAACCGGCUGAUGAACCGGUUUUAACACAGAGCUUCAAAGUCAAUGAGCUUGGCAAGGUUUUACUCACUGUAGACAACCCAACCUCUAAGAAGAAGAAGCUCGUUUACAGGUUCAAUGUCAAACCUCUUUAA
This is a messenger RNA of Microthlaspi erraticum, 1458 nucleotides long. The record is from the annotation of a GenBank genome assembly. NCBI's taxonomy places the organism in Eukaryota, Viridiplantae, Streptophyta, Magnoliopsida, Brassicales, Brassicaceae.